AUGUCAUGUUACUCGGGUGCUUCAGGGCACGGUAUCCCAUCCACAGCCAACGGCCACGAGCGCACCACACGCAUUCUCGUGCUUGGCGAAGCAAGCGUCGGCAAGACUCUCCUCAUCCGGCGCCUGUGCGACCACAUUUUCGGCGACACGUCUCUUAAGGGCUCUGAUGGCGGGUCAGGCUCCGCGAGUCCUUAUCAAUCACCGAGCGUGGUGGACGAGGACGAUCUCGGCCCCGAGUGGGGACCGACGGUGGGGAUCGCCGUGAAUGCCCUGAAGCGCGCCACCACGGUGCUGGACGACACCGUCGCCAUACCGAAUCUGACGACGCCUUCGCUGUACAAUACGGCGACUGUGAUGAAGCACACGGCGCCUUCAUUCAGCUGCUACUCUGGUGAGACGAACAGCUACGCCAAUCCUUCCUUCUACAGCACCCAAUGCUCGACCAACAGCUACGGGGGAACCAACAGUAUGCUCCAGUAUCGAGGGCAGGGCUGGACCGGCUCGAACAACUCUGUCUCCCUUCCGUAUCAAAUGACAACCCCCUCACGUCAACAUCGAAAAACGGUGUUGCAGACCAUCGAGUUUCAUGAGUUAGGUGGCACCCACGGAUACCGCGAUAUCGCUCGACUGCCCCUGCGCAAUAUCCAAUACGAUGGUGUUAUGUUUGUGUACCAUCGCCGCAGUCUCACCAGCACGCUGUACCUCAAGGAGUGGUACCGCUGGGCUCGCAGCGUCUUUUCCGCCAGCCCGUGCAUAGGUAGCUACUACGGCACCGGUGCCAGCAAGUCUACAAAGCUCUCGAAGAGGAUGCCGAGGUUUAUGUUAGUGGGCACUCAACUAUCCGGUGACGAGCUGCCCGCUGCCGCGGCUGGCCUAGGGAAAUCUGUCAAGGAAACACUCCACAUUUCCUCUGGUGCCAUCUCUGACGAGACCCUGCUGGAGGGUAACUUGGAGGUGAAGCUGCGCACCCUGCAGUCCCCGCAAACGCUGACCCAGCGCAGUGGCGUGCUGCAUACGCUCAGCAAAAUGGUCAGCAGACUAGUGUGGCCGUACCAUGUAUGCUGGUGUCUGUUGCACCCUUUUUUCUUCCUGUCCGAGCAGUAUCAGGAAGAGAUGCAGCCACGCGGCCGACUCGUUGGGUGGGCCUCACGUGCUGUAGGGCAGCUUGUGUGGGUGCUUUACCAAGCGGAGCAGACACUGCUGUACGUGAUAGCAGUCAUUUUGUUCGGUCCCCAUCAGCAAGCUGUGGUGCUCGGCCUAUCGCGCUUGAAACAAACUCUGGAGGAGAUGCUAAAGGAUGAGCUCUGCGUAGCGCAUGCGCACGCGUGCCGCCUGGACAGCAACAUCUCCCUGCAGUCCUCCUUGGAUGAGUUGGUAGCGUUCUUUGACAUUCUCCUUCGUGACGAUGUUCCAGAGGGAGACGUGCUGCGAGGCGUUUAA
Messenger RNA from Leishmania braziliensis MHOM/BR/75/M2904, 1440 nucleotides. RefSeq lists its product as hypothetical. The record is from RefSeq and is a predicted model, not a curated record. NCBI's taxonomy places the organism in Eukaryota, Euglenozoa, Kinetoplastea, Trypanosomatida, Trypanosomatidae. Bases 1 to 1440 code for a protein of 479 amino acids. The transcript has a single exon.